This is a messenger RNA of Brassica napus (rape), 447 nucleotides long. RefSeq lists its product as uncharacterized. The record is from RefSeq and is a predicted model, not a curated record. NCBI's taxonomy places the organism in Eukaryota, Viridiplantae, Streptophyta, Magnoliopsida, Brassicales, Brassicaceae. The coding region runs from base 1 to 447 and encodes 148 amino acids. The transcript has a single exon.
AUGGCGGAAGGGUUACGAAGGUCGAUCCAAGACAUCAAUUUGGGAUGCGAUGAUGCUCCUUUUGUUCUUCCAAGAGAGGUGACCAGACAAGCAGAAGAGGAGAACCGUUUCACCAUAAUUGGACUACCGGUCAUGCCAAGGCGUCAGAAUCUCCGAGCAAUUAUUGCCUCAAUGCCCAGAACUUGGGGUCUAGAAGGAAUUGUGCGUGGUCGGAUCAUUGAAGGGAGACGGUUCCAGUUCGUGUUUCCUUCAGAAGAAGCAAUGGAAACGGUCCUCCGUAGGGGUCCUUGGGCAUAUGCUGAUCGUAUGCUCGUUCUGCAACGGUGGUCACCAUUGAUGGAUUUGGAGUUACUUAACUUCAUUCCUUUUUGGAUACAAAUCAGAGGAAUUCCCUAUCAGUUCAUGAAUCGUGAGGUGAUUGUUCACAUUGCAAGGGAGAUGGGUUAG